GACAUGCUUAAAGCAUUUGAUAACUAUAAGGCAGUGGUGCUUUCCAUCAACCUGAGCAGCAAAGAAUUCCAGAAGGCAGACAGCACAGAGUUCAAAGAGCUUCAGAACAGGCUUCGGAAGGUGAACUUGCACUGGGAGAAAGUAACUCAUGUACUGGACAGCUGGAGGAAAGGUUUACAGCAAGCCCUACUGGACUGCCAGGCAAAGCCAAGUAAAAGCACUGCAAAAGUGUUGUGUGGUUUUUUUUUUUUUUUCUGUACAAUUCUGUUGUUUCUCUAGGACUUCCAUGAUCAGAGCCAAAAACUAAUCCUGUGGGUAGCAAGCACUGAUAGCCGAAGGAAUGAGGCACAAAUCACACAUCCAAAUGCUGACCCCAGUACAGCACUGGACUGCCAAAAGGAGCUAAAGCAGCUGGAGGAAGAGUUGCAGGAACAACAGCUUAAAGUAAACUCACUUCAUAACUCACUGCUUACCUGUGGCUUUAAAUCAGAUGGUGGUUGCAUUGAAGCUGAUGAGAAGGUCCAUGUAGUUGGAAGGAAACUGAAACAGCUUCUUGAACAAGUUUCACAUGACUUAAAGACAAUACCAGGAAAUCUGGUUAGAUACCAGAACAUUACUGCUGGUUCCAGAGCGCUGGAUUCGGCCGUCUAUAACCCAGUUGCAGCAGAAACCAGCCCUCCUGUGAAGAAGGUAACCAUAAGGAGAACUGCACAUGGCCGAGACAGCAGCAGCACAAGAGGUGAAAGCCAUCCAGAGCCUCGUUCUCCAUCCUUCUUUUACCGUGUAUUACUAGCAGCUUUACCUCUUCAGUUGUUCCUUCUACUGCUUUUACUUCUGGUUUCCAUGAUUCCAUCUUCUGAGGCAGACUUCAGCUGCACCAAGGCAAACAACUUUGCCCAUUCUUUCCAUCUCAUGCUACAAUACACCAAUGGGCCUCCACCAACUUAG
This is a messenger RNA of Merops nubicus (carmine bee-eater), 948 nucleotides long. RefSeq names its product nesprin-2-like. Gene Ontology annotation, cellular component: membrane. The record is from RefSeq and is a predicted model, not a curated record. NCBI's taxonomy places the organism in Eukaryota, Metazoa, Chordata, Aves, Coraciiformes, Meropidae.